AUGUCUAAGAGCAAGAACGCCGAGUCAGUGAAGGUGGUGGUCCGUUGUCGCCCCAUGAAUGACAAAGAACGGGCAGCCAAGUUUGAGAAAGUGGUCUCUGUUGAUGUCAAACUGGGCCAAAUUAUGGUCAGGAAUCCCAGGGAGGCUUCUGCCAGUGAAUUACCCAAAGUCUUCACUUUUGAUUCAGUCUAUGACUGGAACUCCAAACAAAUAGACCUGUAUGAUGAAACUUUCAGACCCCUGGUUGACUCAGUUCUUCUUGGAUUCAAUGGGACUAUCUUUGCCUAUGGUCAGACAGGUACAGGGAAAACAUACACUAUGGAAGGGGUGAGAAAUGACCCAGAAAGGAGAGGGGUGAUUCCCAACUCGUUUGAGCACAUCUUCACCCACAUUUCACGGUCUCAGAAUCAGCAGUACCUAGUGAGGGCAUCAUAUCUAGAGAUUUACCAAGAGGAGAUCAGAGACUUGCUCUCCAAAGAUCAGUCUCGCCGCCUUGAACUCAGGGAGAGGCCUGACACGGGUGUGUAUGUCAAAGAUCUUUCAUCAUUUGUAACCAAGAGCGUGCGGGAAAUCGAGCAUGUCAUGAAUGUGGGCAACCAGAAUCGUUCAGUGGGCGCAACUAACAUGAAUGAACACAGCUCACGUUCUCAUGCCAUUUUUGUUAUCACCGUUGAAUGCAGUGAGUUAGGUGUGGAUGGUGAGAACCAUAUCAGAGUUGGAAAGCUUAACUUGGUCGAUUUAGCAGGUAGUGAAAGGCAGACCAAAACUGGUGCCCAGGGGGAGAGGCUUAAAGAAGCUACAAAAAUCAAUCUGUCACUUUCUGCUCUGGGGAAUGUUAUAUCAGCUCUGGUGGAUGGCAGGAGCAGUCAUAUUCCCUACCGAGACUCAAAACUCACCCGCCUGCUGCAAGACUCUCUGGGGGGAAAUGCCCGUACUGUAAUGGUUGCCAACAUUGGCCCGGCAUCCUACAAUGUAGAGGAAACCUUGACAACACUGCGCUACUCCAACAGGGCUAAGAACAUCAAAAACAAACCUCGCAUCAAUGAGGACCCCAAGGAUGCCCUGCUUAGGGAGUUCCAGGAGGAGAUUGCAAGGCUGAAGGCACAGCUGCAGAAACGCUCAGGAAGAAAGAAGAAAAGGAGACAGAGGAGGAGGGCAGGGGAAGGGAGUGAUGGAGAAGAUCUGGAAGAAGGAGAAACGGAGGAUGAUGAUGAAGAUGGGGACGACAAGGGGGAAUACUGGCGGGAGCAGCAUGAAAAGCUGGAGAGAGAGAGGAAGGCAAUCAUGGAGGAUCACAGUUUGGUGGCUGAGGAGAAAGUUCGGCUGCUUAAGGAGAAAGAGGAGAAAAUGGAAGACUUGAUGAAAGAGAGGGAGGCAGGAGAGAUGCUUGCAGCCAAAGUCAAGGCAAUGGAGAGUAAACUUCUGGUAGGUGGGAAGAACAUAGUGGACCACACAAAUGAGCAACAGAGAAUGCUGGAGCAGAGGAGGCAAGAAAUUGCUGAACAGAAACGGCGAGAGCGAGAGAUGCAGCAGCAGAUGGACAGUCGUGACGAGGAGACACUAGAGCUGAAGGAGACGUACAGUUCUCUGCAGCAAGAGGUCGACAUCAAAACCAAGAAGCUGAAAAAGCUGUUUGCCAAACUGCAGGCGGUGAAGGCAGAAAUCCACGACAUCCAGGAGGCGCACAUCAACGAGCGCCAGGAGCUGGAACAGACCCAGAACGAGCUGACCAGGGACCUCAAACUCAAGCAUCUGAUCAUUGAGAACUUCAUUCCAUUGGAAGAGAAGAACAAAAUAGUCAAUAGGGCUUACUGUGAUGAGGAGGACGAGUACUGGAAAAUGAAGCCCAUCACGCGUAUAGAGGAUGACCACCAGAUGAUGACCAGGCCUUUGUCUGCUGUUGGAUACCGGCGGCCUCUGUGUCAUCACGCACGCAUGGCUAUAAUGCUGAAGCCUGACAUGAGAUAUAAAGCUGAAAAUAUCCUGAUGCUGGAUAUGGACCAGCCCACUCGGACCACUCACGAGUACCAGGAGCCAGUUAUUGCCCCAAAGGUGGCGGCGGCUCUGGAGGACGCUCUGCGGGAUGAGGAUGAGAUCCAGGUAGACGCCUCGGGUUUUCACAGCAGCUUGGGACCAACUCCUCCUGCCAGUGCCAGUGGCAGUCUAAAGAAACCAAAGUCUGGGCGACCAAGAACAGGCAAGAAGUCGAGCACCCCGACCUCUCCAUUCAGCCCCUCCAGUCCAGGAUCGCCACUUUACCCACAAUCCCGCGGUCUGGUGCCCAAGUGAUAACUUCUUCCACUUACACCAACCAUAAUCGCUCUAGUGCACCUUUCCUUCCACAUUGGGACAUCACCAAUGCUGCUUCAGAGGUUUUAAUUUUAGUAUCACAAACACCACUAUUACCUGCCAUCACAACCUUUUCAUUACGACAAAACUACACUCGCUCGAGUGUCAUUAGUAGAACAAGAGAACAAACAGCCACGCAUGAAGCCCCACCCGACUCAAUCACUGCUGAAAUAAACACUUUCCCUUCUUUGGCUCAAAGCCUUUUAUAUCUUAAAUGUAAUUCACAAUGUUCUUAAUGUACAAAAAAAACGUCCUGAUGGACUGCAGUAUCCACAAUGCACUUCUUCUUAUCCUCCUGAUCUGUGUUGCGUGUUUGGUGUUGUAGUCCUCUCUCGUGCUAAGUAAGAGGCUGUGGUGACGUGAAAACACACAAGUAUCAGCCUGGACGAUGUUUGUUAAUGGGUUUUUUUGUUUGUUUUUUUUUAUGUUGGUGUGUCUCUAUGUUCGUUACUGACUAUUGACCUUUUUUGGCACGCUGUCUUUUUUUACUGUUGUUUUGAUAAUGAUAGGGUGGAGCUUUAAGACCCCUUGUCUGUGUGUUUGUAUGAGAGUAUGUGUAUGUGCUUGUCAUGAACAGCUGAACCUGUAUGAUUGUAAAUGUACAGGCCUGAAAGUAAAGCACACUCAACUCAGCCUCUGUCACAAGUUGCUGUAAUCAGUAGAUGCUGUUCUUCCCGGGGCACGCCACGAGACGAGAGGUUGGGGAACGAUGAGAGAGAGCUCAACACUCGCACCGACACCUGAACAGAGCACACAAGAUUGCAGGAGAUCAGUUGUCUAAACACACCCGGGGGUCACUUCAGCUUCACUUUCCCUUGAACGUGCCCCAGAUUCAUCAGGGUUCCAAGGUGCCUUAACCUGUGUCUGUAAUCUCUGCUACUGUCCACAUUGUUUUCGACCAGUAUUUUGUUGUUUUUUUUUUAAAUUGCGUCAUCUACAGAUUCAUUCCAGCAAUAGCACGAUCCUGACAUUCUCGUCGGAAUCAGUAUACGCUAAGAUAGAGACGCAGAGGAUUUGGACACAGUAUUGAACCUGGGCCACAGGAAGAGAAGGCAGGUGGAGGGUUAUGUAUCCCUCUGUUUUUUUUUUGUUUUGUUUUGUUUUUUACCUCAUCUACCUUGUUAUCGGUCUGAGUGGUCCAUGGAAUGAUCAGUCUAACACACAAAGGGAGUGCUGUGCUCUCUAAAAGUACCGUGGUGCCACAGACCUCAGUGGAAACACUUGAUCUGAACACAUAAACCAUUCCAUUUGAAUGUCUGCAGGUGAACAAUAUGCAGUUUUAACUUCCAUUCAGUUCAGGCUGCUUCUCUGCUGCUCUCCGUUCCCCACACUCUUGAACUGUGAGGGGGGGGUGUGCUGUCCACUCGCUGCUACUGUGGAGGGUUUUUUUUAACCCACUGUGACAUUUCAGAAGGCAUGGGCCCAAUAGCAAUUGAAAUGCUGUGAAAUAAGCAGAGUGCGUCAGAAAUAUUAAUACAUAGGAAAUACAUGAAAGGACUUAAAACAGGAUGUUAUCUGCUGUUUGACCAAUGCCUGCGUACUUUAUGUAUUUAGACAUGAAACAAUGAAUAUAGACUUGUUCAUAGGCAACCCUCAGUCACUUUCGAAAAUGUAAAAAACAAAAUUAAAAAAUGGGUUUCUGUAUUAAAAAAGAAUCUAACUUAUUAUAAUCUUUCAUUUUUAUAUACAGAUGUAGAUAUAAUUUUUAUUCAGUUUUUCUUUAAUAUAGAUUAUUUUAUUUUUUGAGCUUUGUAAUUUAAUGUGUACAUUUAAUUUUUUUUUUUUUUUGGCAUCUUUCAUGUACUAUGUGUCUUUCUUUUUUCUGCAAGGUACUUUUUUUUUUUUUUUUUCCCCCCAUGAAUAGUCAUUGCAUUCUGCACUCAAGAUAAAAAGUUGGAUUGCACAUUGAGUUUCGGGGAAGCGCAGACUGAUAGUAAAUAAGAUUCACACAUAUUCACUGUAUAUUUUAACAUCAUAGAGGCAAACUUAAUCUUUAGAAUAAGGAGUGAUUGUUGUAACUAACAUUGCUAUGCUGUAUACCCACUGCAUGAUUUUAACCAGCUUUGAAGAAUAUUUUUCGGUUGCUCUUGUUGAGAAAAACCCUCAAUCAUAAGACAUCACCAAAAUGAGCACGUCUUAAUUAAAUCGGAAUACCUUUUGCAUCUGUAUCCCAUCGCUGCAGUACAUCACCGAGGCCCAAACUCCAUGACUUUUGUGACCAACUUUUAUGUGCGGUUAUUGUUUUUGUAGCCAAAUGACAGUGGAUAUCUGUCUGUGACUGGCUGUGUCUUUUACUUGUUUAGUUUCUUUUGAUUAUUAAAGACAAUUCUGUGAUUAUAAAACAUGUGUGGACUCCUUAGACUGUUUUGUAUAAUGGACUUUAUUAACAGCAGUCAAUAAUACAGCUCUACUUUAAAAACAAGCUAAUCACUCACUCAAACAUGAUGUUAAGUGCAAAAAAAUACAUCAUGAUCAUAUACAUUCAGCAAAGAAUCACAACAACAACCACACAUAGAUGGAACUCAGAUAAAGGAAUGGUACGUACAGUACUCAAAAGGUAGAUUGAGCAGAAGUAGAACGGCCAAACAAUGAAGUACAUUUCGUUCACAGCGGGAUUUACAAGGGCUGUGAUUUUUUUUCUUGGGCUUCUACAUGAUCUGCUUCAGAUUCAUUCAUUCUCAGUUUUAGCUUUAUUGCUGAUGCAAACAAUGCAGCAAUCGAGCUACCGGUGUAAAUAACACCCUUUCAAAAUCAGAGAAAUUUAAGGCUUUAAAUGUAAUAUUUGUUACAUAAUCUGAAAUAAUACAAUGAGUGUUUCUGUGAUAGCAGAGCUUUUUUUUUCAGUGACAAAACCCGAACAUCAGCUUUUUUCCUUGAUCAAAUGAAGGAUGUAUAUUGAUCUGCUGUGUGAAAGAGACUGAGAGGUUAUCCAUGCAAGAAAAGUUUGGCACCAAAGGGAGCAGAAAGUUUGGUACAAAAGCAAAAAUUCCAAAGGAAUAACGUCCCGUCUAACUAGAAACUACAACAAAAAGAAAAAACAUCAUUUGUAAGAUACUUCUAGGUAGUAUCUUGAUUUUUUUAUGACCCACAACACAAAACAUAACUUUGCAUGUACACACCACUUCAAGUCUUUAAAAAAAAGGAGAAAAGAAUUACAAGAACAAAAAUUACAAGAGCACAAUGAGAGAAAAUCUGCACACAGUCUUCAGAAAGUUUAAUUACGUGUUUGUAUCAUGCUGGUUUAUUCAUGUAAAGUGUAAUAUUAGUACGUAUGUGACCCUUUAUGGUUGUUCUCCUUUGGGUAAGAGAUUCUGAAGGGAUGUAAAA
Sphaeramia orbicularis (orbiculate cardinalfish) is the source of this 5676-nucleotide messenger RNA. RefSeq names its product kinesin family member 3B (gene kif3b). Gene Ontology annotation, molecular function: microtubule motor activity; ATP binding; microtubule binding. The record is from RefSeq and is a predicted model, not a curated record. Lineage: Eukaryota; Metazoa; Chordata; Actinopteri; Kurtiformes; Apogonidae. Gene Ontology annotation, biological process: mitotic cell cycle; microtubule-based movement. The coding region runs from base 1 to 2289 and encodes 762 amino acids. The transcript is spliced from 8 exons. Gene Ontology annotation, cellular component: microtubule.